Messenger RNA from Cicer arietinum (chickpea), 1125 nucleotides. RefSeq names its product probable polygalacturonase At3g15720. The record is from RefSeq and is a predicted model, not a curated record. NCBI's taxonomy places the organism in Eukaryota, Viridiplantae, Streptophyta, Magnoliopsida, Fabales, Fabaceae. Gene Ontology annotation, biological process: carbohydrate metabolic process. Gene Ontology annotation, molecular function: polygalacturonase activity.
AUGCAAGGCUUCUUCACUUAUAUUUUCAUUCUUAGUUUUGUUUUACCUUGUUUUUGUACGAGGUUGAAUGUAGGAAUAGAAAAUAUUUUUAUUAAUGUAAUGCAAUUUGGUGCUCAUGGAGAUGGAAGAUCAAAUGAUACACAAGCAUUUGCUAGUGCAUGGGAUAGUGCAUGUAAAGCAGGUGGGAUGUCAACACUAGUUAUACCAGCAGGACGAUCAUUUAACGUCACCAAAAUUAAUUUUAGUGGUCCUUGUAAAGGCAAAAUUAAUAUUCAGCUUGAAGGGAAAAUAGUGGCACCAUCUAAAGGAGCAUGGAAAUUAGAUGGAACAUAUUGGAUUAGUAUUCAACAUUUAAAUGGACUCACAAUUGAUGGCAAUGGUAAAGGAGAAAUCGAUGGAUAUGGUUCUACUUGGUGGCAAUGUGAAAGUUGCAAACGACCUAAGGUAUAUGUGUUAUAUUUCCAUGCAUGCAAUGAUCUUAUUGUUCGUAAUUUGGGGAUUUCUAAUAGCCCACAAUCUCAUGUAUCCGUAAAUAUGUGCAAUGGUGCAACAUUCUCUCAUAUAUCCAUUAAUGCUCCUGCUACUAGUCCCAACACCGAUGGCUUUGAUAUUUCUGAUUCUACUAAUAUCUUGAUACAAGAUUCCAAUAUAAAAUCUGGUGAUGAUUGUAUUGCUAUUAAUGGUGGCUGCUCUUUUAUCAAUGCUACGCGCAUUACUUGUGGACCAGGUCAUGGAAUAAGUGUUGGUAGCCUUGGCAGAACUGAAGAACGUGAUACCGUUUCAAAUGUUCACGUACAAAAUUGCACAUUUAUUGGGACUACAAAUGGAGCAAGAAUCAAGACAUUUUCAGGUGGAAUAGGCUAUGCAAAACAAAUUACUUUCGAGCAAAUAAUCCUCGAAAAUGUUAAGAAUCCAAUAAUUAUAGAUCAAGAGUACAAUCUUUCUCUGGUUAAAAGUGUGCAAGUGAGUUUUGUGACAUAUAGAGGAUUUAGAGGAACUUCUACUAGUGAUGUUGCUAUCAACUUAAUUUGUGGAAGAAAAACUUCAGCUACUUGUAAAAAUGCUCAUGGAACAGCUACAAACACUAUUCCAAAUGUCCCUUGCCUAAUAAAAUAAUGUGUUAAU